UGGCUGCGAUCUUUUUUUUUAUUAUUUUAUUUUUCACAAUUUCAUUCAAAGUUUCAGUUAAACUAGCAAUGUUUCCUCUCGAUUAGGGUUGUUUUAGUGUGUUUUCUUCGUCUUCCAACAUUAUUUUAGUAUGAUUUGUGGCUAAGUUGCACUAAAUUCCCGCUUAUCACUACUAGCAUGGUAUAAUAGUAAUACAGAUAAAGAUAUCCCACCUGAAUUAUAGUUUUAUUUUGUCCAAAGCAAAAUAUACUAAAUUCAUUAAUAUAUAAGGAGCCAGACUUCAUGUGUGUUUAACCGUUUCACCUCGUUUGAAGCUAAAAUAUGCUUCUUGGGAAAUAUGAAGUCAUCUCUGAGAAGUGUUUUUCAAUCCAAACAAUCCAAUUGGAAAUCUUCGAAUGAGAGUUAAGUCACUUAAAACCUGCUACUAACUCCGAACUCCAAGUCUCCUAGGUUGGCUUCAAGCCUUUCCUUCAAAUAGGCAGGCAAUGCUCUCUUCUCCACACAACAGCUGAAAUCUAAAUCAUCAACUUAACAGCUAAAAUCUAAACCAUCAACUUCCGUAUUUGUGAAAAGAACACCAAUAUGGCAUCUCAAAACAACUUCAAUUUCCCAUAUUUCCCUCCUCCCUAUCACCCUAAUCAGCCACCUCCUCCAGCACCAAAGCCACCAAGCCAUCCAAGCUCUCCACCGCCGCCCCAUGCCCCUAUCCGCCCACCACCUCAUCCUCCUAUUCGCCCUCCUCCACUGCCACCUCAUCCUCCUGUGCACCCUCCUCCGCUGCCUCCUCAGCCACCAUCACCGGACAAUCAUCCAACUGUUAUAGUUAUUGUGUUCAUAUCGGUUGGUGGUGUUUUCUUCCUUGCAUUCUUUGCGGCUGCUCUGUUCUGUUUCCUCAAGAGGAAGAAGAAGACGGUCCAGAAAACCAAAUUAGUCCAUUUUGAUGAACACGAGAAGGUGACGAAGGCCAUUGUGGAAGGUCGUCAUGGAACCGAAGCUGUGGUAUUAUCAGUGGAGGAUGAUGUUCAUAUUGAGGAAGAGGUACUGAAGAGUGAAAAGGUUGGUGAAAGUUUGCAUGCCAAGUCAGCUGAGGGCAAGGCUUCCACAUCAGCACCUUCUUCUAGUGUUUCCUCAUCAUAAUCAACUAGGACAAAAGGCUCUAUGAUUUUUGAGCUCAUUUCAUUCCAGAAAAUAUUGGAUUUGAAUAAUAAUAAUAAAAAAUUUGAGAUUAUCACAAAAAACUAAAACUAUAAAUCUUAAUUGUUUCAUAUGUUAUUUAUUAAUUUGUUUAAGUAACAAAAUUAAUAAAACUUUAGAUUUGUUAAAUCUAAUAUUU
Molecule: messenger RNA, 1333 nt
Organism: Humulus lupulus (European hop)
Lineage: Eukaryota; Viridiplantae; Streptophyta; Magnoliopsida; Rosales; Cannabaceae
Product: protein TRACHEARY ELEMENT DIFFERENTIATION-RELATED 7A-like
Exons: 1
Coding region: 583-1137 (184 amino acids)
Biological process (GO): plant-type secondary cell wall biogenesis
Source: RefSeq, a predicted model, not a curated record